UUGACCUGGACAGAACUUGAAGACCUAAUUUACUUCUCGAGACUUCUAUUCUCAGUCUUUUUUUCCUCCUAGCUUUGAUCAUGCCCAAUCGUUCAGAAGUCGCCUAUUUCGGCGCUGGGCCAGCACCGCUUCCAACUCCUGUGAUCGAGGCGAGCGCGCAAGCAUUCGUCAACUUCAACGACACCGGCCUGUCGUUGGCAGAGCUCUCCCAUCGCUCACCAACGGCGAAUAAGAUCCUGGCCGAUGCCAAAGACGCACUUGCUGCUCUCUACGACAUACCGACAGGUGAGUAUGAUAUCAUUUUCAUGCAGGCAGGCGGGACAGGUGAAUUCAGCGCUGCCGUGCAAAACCUGGUGGGAUGCUGGAUUGAGAAGCGGCGGAGGAAGGCUGUGGCAGACCUGGGGGAGGGGAAGGAUGCGGAAGUCCUCGAACGCGUGAAGAGGGAAAUCGAGAACGAAUUGAAAGUCGACUACCUCGUGACCGGCUCAUGGUCACUCAAGGCCAGCCAAGAAGCGACAAGGCUGCUCGGUGCAAAGUUCGUCAAUGUGGCUGCCGAUGCACGAAAAAGCAACAAUGGCAAAUUCGGCAAGAUCCCGGACGAGAGUGAAUGGAAAUUGACUCCCCAAGGAAGUGCGUUCACAUAUAUGUGUGACAAUGAAACGGUCGACGGCGUGGAAUUUCCCAGUUUUCCCAAAUCCUUGGAGCAAGACAACGAACGGAUCGUGGUGGCCGACAUGUCGAGCAACUUCGUCAGCAAGAAACUCGACAUCAGGAAUUACAGCGUGAUAUUUGGCGGCGCGCAAAAGAACCUCGGCAUCACAGGCAUCACAGUGGUCAUCAUCCGCAAAUCCCUGCUCAGCCUCGUCCCUCCGCCGACAUUCCUCCACGCAUUGUCUCCUGUUAUUCCCACUUCAGGAGCUCUGCCGCCUAUAAUGUUCUCGUUCUCCACGAUCGCCGCGAACAACAGUCUCUACAACACUCUUCCCAUCUUCAACUUGUACGUUGCAACACUUGUUCUGCAAAGCCUUGUGUCCACAUAUGGCAAGGUCGAAGGGCAGGAGGAAGUGGCCAACCAGAAGGCCAAAUUGAUAUACGAUACCCUCGAUGCCCAUCCAGAUCUGUACCACGUCGUGCCCGAUAAGAGUGUCCGAAGUCGGAUGAACAUCUGCGUGCGGAUCAUUUCCGGACAAAAGUCUGACGGCGGAGUCAGCCCUGACGAGGCGAAGGAGAAGGCUUUCCUGGCCGGCGCUGAGAAGCGUGGGUUGCUCGGGCUUAAAGGACACCGGUCGGUUGGGGGUCUCAGAGCCAGCAAUUACAAUGCCGUGCCGCCGGAGAAUGUGCAGAAGCUGGUAGACUGGCUGGUCGAAUUCGCCAAAACGCAAUGAUGAGGUAGUUCACCCUAGACGAAAGAGUCAUCCUCCACGUUUCGAGUUUCCAGUCAUCUUCGUCUGCCCGCUUUAUUUCACCUCUCCUUACCUUCCUAGUGCGUGGCUUCGACGAGCGUACUCGGCUUCGAGUUGAGAAUAUGCAGAACAUAGGAGCUUAACGAACUAUUAGCAUAACCUUGCAAAGAAUCCAACAGUCACCUUCUCCGACGAUGCUGUUCCCAGGCAUAGUAGCACC
This is a messenger RNA of Exophiala viscosa, 1623 nucleotides long. Its product is annotated as phosphoserine aminotransferase. Gene Ontology annotation, cellular component: cytoplasm. Gene Ontology annotation, biological process: L-serine biosynthetic process. Bases 81 to 1385 code for a protein of 434 amino acids. Lineage: Eukaryota; Fungi; Ascomycota; Eurotiomycetes; Chaetothyriales; Herpotrichiellaceae. The transcript is spliced from 2 exons. The record is from RefSeq and is a predicted model, not a curated record. Gene Ontology annotation, molecular function: O-phospho-L-serine:2-oxoglutarate transaminase activity; pyridoxal phosphate binding.